GGGGCUUGCAGUCUCCCCUCGCGGUCACCCCUCGCUAAGGCGCACGGCGUUCCAGAACCCUGGAAAGGAGGGAAGAGUGACCACGGCGCAUGGCGAGCCCGCGGCACGGAGGCCUCGGAGUGGGCACCUCAGCGCUGCUCCGACCCGCAACCUUUUGGGUGCCCCUUGACGUCGGGGUCAGCGGGGGAUUCUGCCCAGACGCCCCCACACGUCCUUGGACCUGAAGUCGGAGCAUGAAGUCCCAGUAGACUGAAUUCAUUUCCUCUUUAACUGAUUUCUCUCUUUUUUUAGGGGUGGCUUCAAGGCACAUUCUAAUUUGCGUUGCCGCACAGUUUUAAAAAAUGCAGUACUUCUGUAUCUCAUUGAGUAUGCGAUUACUGGCUAGUAAGCUACACCGAAUUCGGGGAAGCGAAUCUUUGGCCAGCACUGUGGCGUUCAGUGUCAGAUGAACACAAAUUCGCUACGUUUAAAUGUUUUAUUUCCCACUCCCUAAAAUAAAUGUCAGAAGUAGCCUAUGGUGUGUUGCCAAAUAAACAAGUUUUUAGAGAUACUUCUUUCCAUUUUAUGUGGUGUCAUCUGCAGUUUUCACAUUUAAGACAAAAUUGAGUGAAAGUCUUUGCAAGGUAGAAUGAAGUGUAAAGAUGUUUGUUCCUUUAUUUUACAAGGGUUUAUUGAGGGUCUGCUAUGUGUUAGAUGGUGUGGGAAAUACCCAAAGAUUUUCCCAGAGAUGCUCCUGUGUUCUAUUAUACCCAAGUCAUCAAUUAAACUGUUUACUAGAAAUUGCUAAAUUAAUGAACAUAUGGAAUACUUCUUAGGAUGAGCAGGAGUUUGCCAGGCAGAUGAGGAAGACGGGAGCAGUCUAGACAGACCUGUGUAGACAAGGUGCAGUGUCUAAAAGAGCUUGUGAUGUUGAGGAAACAGUUGUUCACUGUGACUAGAAUGUAAGGGAAUUGGUGAAGAGAGGAGGAUUGGAGAGAAUGAGAAAUAAGGUAGAGUGGGGUCCACUUAUGACUAGAUUUUAAACUUCAUGUGACAGUGAGAUGCUAGUAAGUUUUUAAGCCAAAAAAUUAUUUGACCAGAUUUGUGAUUUUGAAAAUAACUCUGGUGGUAGCAUGGAGGUUGGAUUGGAUUAGGGAGAAAGUGGAGAAAACCAGUUGAAAAACUCUUAAAGCAGGGGCAACAAGAACUUUGAGGCCUUUGUGAAGGCAGCACCUGACAGCCUGGUUUUGGGGUGGGGAUUCAAAGGCAGCACAGAGUACUGUAGUUAGAAAAUUGCUAACCAGUGUCUAAGAUGGUUUUGAUUUUUACAUAAACACUGUAUAUCCCACUGUACUCUUAGUUUUUCAAAUUGUGUAAGAAAUACUGCUUUCACUUUUCCAGAAAGAAGAUCUCAUUGUUGCAAAAAGUUAAUGACGCAUAGCUUGAGGGAUACAUGUGUCUCCUCCAUGUAGAUCCCAGUAUAAUUAGAUUUUAAAUAUCUAUUACAUUCGAAGUAUCUAGUCACAAGGUUUUUUGACAGAUGUUUAAGGAUUGUAGAACAACAUUUAUAUUUAUCAAGAUAGUAAAUGGAUGUGUUAAUAUAAUGAACAUGUUAGACCCAUUAACUAUUAACAGAGAUGAAUCAUUUAAACACACAGUUAAAACCAGGAUGAAAAUGCAUAAUUGCAUACUUGCUUUGUUUCUUGUAACUGGUUUCUUUAGUACAGAACUUGCUAAGGCCAUCAGACCUAUUGAUCGGAAGUCAGUCCAUCAGAUUUGUUCUGGGCAGGUGGUCCUGAGUCUAAGCACUGCUGUGAAGGAGUUGGUGGAAAAUAGUGUGGAUGCCGGCGCCACUAAUAUUGAUCUAAGGCUUAAAGACUAUGGGGUGGAUCUCAUUGAAGUUUCAGACAAUGGAUGUGGGGUAGAAGAAGAAAACUUUGAAGGCUUAACUCUGAAACAUCACACUUCUAAGAUUCAAGAGUUUGCUGACCUAACUCAGGUUGAAACUUUUGGCUUUCGGGGGGAAGCUCUGAGCUCACUUUGUGCACUGAGUGACGUGACUGUUUCUACCUGCCACGCAUCUGCAAAGGUGGGAACUCGACUGGUGUUUGAUCACAAUGGGAAAAUUGUCCAGAAAACCCCCUACCCACGGCCCAGAGGGACAACGGUCAGUGUCCAGCAGUUAUUUUACACACUACCUGUGCGCCAUAAGGAGUUUCAGAGGAAUAUUAAGAAGGAGUAUGCCAAAAUGGUCCAGGUCUUACAGGCAUACUGUAUCAUUUCAGCAGGCGUCCGUGUAAGUUGCACUAAUCAGGUCGGACAAGCAAAGCGACAGCCUGUGCUGUGCACGAGUGGAAGCACCAGCAUCAAGGAAAAUAUCGGAUCAGUGUUUGGGCAGAAACAGUUGCAAAGCCUCAUUCCUUUUGUCCAGCUGCCCCCUAGUGACUCCGUCUGUGAAGAGUACGGGCUGAGCUGUUCUGAUGCUCUGCAUAAUCUGUUCUGUAUCUCAGGUUUCAUUUCUCACUGUACUCAUGGUGUCGGAAGGAGUUCAACAGACAGACAAUUUUUCUUUAUCAAUCGGCGGCCUUGUGACCCAGCAAAGGUUUCCAGACUUGUGAAUGAGGUGUAUCACAUGUAUAAUCGACAUCAGUACCCAUUUGUUGUGCUUAACAUUUCUGUUGAUUCAGAAUGUGUUGAUGUCAAUGUUACUCCGGAUAAAAGGCAGAUUUUACUACAAGAGGAGAAGCUUCUGUUGGCAGUUUUAAAGACGUCUUUGAUAGGAAUGUUUGAUGGUGAUGUCAACAAACUUAAUGUAAAUCAGCAGCCACUGUUGGAUGUUGAAGGUAAUUUAAUAAAAAUGCAUUCGGCAGAGAUGGAAAAGCCUCUGCCAGAAGAGCAGGAGAAUCGCGCUUCAUUAAGGACCCGAGGAGAAGAGAAAAGGGCAGUGAGCAUUUCCAGACUGAGAGAGGCCUUUUCUCUUCGUCACACAGGAGGGAACAAGUCUCAGGGCCUGAGGACUCCUGAAACGAGACGGAUUUCUCCAAGACAGAAAAGAAGCGGACCGUUUCGUAGCGCUUCUGACUCCCUCUGCCUGCCGAAGCCCGUCUCUGGCAUAGGCUCGUCCGGCCCCCAGGAAGAGGCAGUGAGCUCAGAAAAGGGCCCCUGUGACCGCACGGACAGAGUGGAGAUGGAGAAGGACUCGGGGUAUGGCAGCACUCCAGCUGGCUCAGAAGGAGGGUUCAGCACCCCAGAAAUGGGCAGUCACUCCAGCAGUGACCGGGCAGCAAGCUCCCCUGAAGACAGGUUUUCACAAGAAAAUGUGGAGUCUUGUGAGAAGGUACCUGAAACUGCCCAUCGUUUUUCAGACGCGGAACGCCAUUUAGACCAAGAAGAGGGUGGAUAUAAGUUUAGAGUUUUGCCUCAGCCAGCUCAUCUUUCAUCCUCAAACACAAAGCGUUUUAAAAAAGAAGAAACCCCUUUAAAUUCUGACAUCCCUCAAGAGGUGGUUAAUACUCAGAACUUGUCAAUGCCUCAGGUUGACGUGGCUGUUAAAAUUGAUAAGAAAAUAGUGCCCCUUGACUUUUCUAUGAGUUCUUUAGCUAAACGAAUAAAGCGGUUACAUCGCCAAGAACAGCCAAGAGACAGUGAACAGAAUUAUAGGAAGUUCAGGGCAAAGAUUUGCCCUGGAGAAAAUCAAGCCGCAGAAGAUGAACUAAGAAAAGAGAUAAGUAAAACGAUGUUUGCAGAAAUGGAAAUCAUUGGUCAGUUUAACUUGGGAUUUAUAAUAACCAAACUGGAUGCCGAUAUCUUCAUAGUGGACCAGCAUGCUACGGAUGAGAAAUACAACUUUGAGAUGCUGCAACAGCACACUGUUCUCCAGGGUCAAAGGCUCAUAGCACCUCAGACUCUCAACUUAACUGCUGUCAAUGAAGCUGUUCUAAUAGAAAAUCUGGAAAUAUUCAGAAAGAAUGGCUUUGAUUUUGUUAUCGAUGAAGGCGCUCCAAUCACUGAAAGGGCUAAAUUGAUUUCCUUGCCAACCAGUAAAAACUGGACCUUUGGACCUCAGGACAUAGAUGAACUGAUCUUCAUGCUGAGUGACAGCCCUGGGGUGAUGUGCCGGCCUUCGAGAGUCAGGCAGAUGUUUGCCUCCAGAGCCUGCCGAAAGUCUGUGAUGAUUGGAACUGCUCUUAACACAAGUGAGAUGAAGAAACUCAUCACCCAUAUGGGUGAGAUGGACCAUCCCUGGAACUGCCCCCACGGAAGGCCGACCAUGAGACACAUUGCCAAUCUGGAUGUCAUUUCUCAAACCUGACAACAUUUCUCAUUAUAUAGAACUAUAGAUUUUAUUGCAGAUUUUUCUGUUUUGAAAGACAUGGUUUUAACCUUCUUUUUUUUGGUUUCAAAAUUAACCUGCUACUUAAAAAAAGUACCAGAUCCAUUUAGAAAUGAUCUUGAGAACCUUUUUAAACCAUGUGGAGCAUUGCUUGAAAAUUUUUUGUUCUGCAUUUGAAUGUGUGCAUGCAUGUGCGUGUGUACAGGCAAGAGCAUGUUUUACAAAAAUGGAGAGAGCACUUUGGAAGUGACCCAGGCCUCUGCUCUGGCCGGACAUGUUUUAGGCUGCAACUCUCAGCCCUUAACGAUGAUUAAAUUCUUAAUGGUUUCAUUUCAUAAAUUUAAAAUUAUGGCCCUUUUGGGUUAGUGGUUCUCAACCCUGAUGCAUGUGAAAUUUAAAAAAAGGAAUAAUCUGGAAAACCCCAGGGGGAUUCUCUGCCUGGCUGGAAGAAAACUGGGUGGGGCUGGGGUCACUAUUUUUAGAUGUCCCCCAGGACUGUCAGAGUGGCAAAGCACUGCUGUAGGCAAGGGGAAAUAAAAGAUUUUGAUUUUUUUGUAACUUUAA
Messenger RNA from Diceros bicornis minor, 4876 nucleotides. RefSeq names its product PMS1 homolog 2, mismatch repair system component (gene PMS2). Gene Ontology annotation, molecular function: ATP binding; mismatched DNA binding; ATP hydrolysis activity. Gene Ontology annotation, biological process: mismatch repair. The transcript is spliced from 14 exons. Gene Ontology annotation, cellular component: MutLalpha complex. Lineage: Eukaryota; Metazoa; Chordata; Mammalia; Perissodactyla; Rhinocerotidae. The coding region runs from base 1520 to 4291 and encodes 923 amino acids. The record is from RefSeq and is a predicted model, not a curated record.